Molecule: messenger RNA, 2073 nt
Organism: Nilaparvata lugens (brown planthopper)
Lineage: Eukaryota; Metazoa; Arthropoda; Insecta; Hemiptera; Delphacidae
Product: DEAD-box ATP-dependent RNA helicase 42-like
Exons: 3
Coding region: 529-1947 (472 amino acids)
Source: RefSeq, a predicted model, not a curated record
CCACACCAGAUUUUUCGAAAAAAAUUGGUCAAGUUUUAUGAUUAUUUCUAUAAAUUAAUAUAGUUCAUGUGUUUGGAUUUUUUUUCAAAUCAAGUACUCUUGUGAAGCAUUUAAUACACAUAGAGCUCGAGGUUCUAUUAUAAUAAUGAUAUUGUAGAAACAAUACAAAAAUUAUUGCACUUUUUGUAGUUCCUUCCCAAAAAAAGGUAAAGAACUACAGUUCUGUAAAAAGAGUAUAACUUAUAUUCACUGAUCUAGUUCGUGAACGGCCAAUCACCCUUCCAAAUUCUAUCCCAGUAUGCAACAGCUCCACGUUCUACUUCAAGAAAAAUCAACGUUUUGAAAGUGAGGUUAACAUUUUAUCUGUUGUACUGUUGAUUGUUUUACAAAACUAUAAUAUCUUCCUUUAUGGAAAUUUGAUUAUGUUUUACAUAAAAGUGUCUGAUCAUAGAUAUAAAUGUGAGCUUGAUUUGAAAUUAUUCCUCAGGUAUCUAAAACAAGGAACGGCUUUGUAUUAUAUUAUGGAUUAUGACUACUCCACGUAAGACUCGAGAAAAAGCACCUACUGUUCCUGGUUUCAAUCAAUGGAAAAUAUUUCCUCCGGGCCUGCGCUGUAAGAGCUUUAACGCUGCCUUGUAUUAUUCGAGUUUUUACGCCAGCCAAUCUGAUGAAUACGACUCAGACGUUCCACAAGAGGAGAGAGUACCUUUGGUGACUAAUGACGAGAAACGACAUUUAAAACUAGUGAAACGCAACAAGGACUUGCACCAGUGGAAGACGAAAAUCAGCGAAAGUGAACUUCAACAGCUGGAGGUGUGGACUGACGAAGUUUCCCAAACCCUACAACAAUUUGAAAUUAUUCCGAGGAGAACAAGUAGACAGAGACAGGGAGAAGAAGGAGAAGGUAGCAGAGUAGUUCUGCCUUGUGUUGAAUCGGAAACGCACGAGACCGACUGCAGUAGUAAGGCGAAAGAGAAGAAGAGGAAAAGGAAGAAAAAUAGUGGGGCAGUGGGGGAUUGCGAAAGUGUGAUUGGGGAUAGAAAGAAGAAGGAGAAGAAGAAGAGGGGUGAAGUGGAAAGUGCUACUGAUUGUGAGAGUGUGUUAGAGGGAGGGGAGAAGGAGAGAAAGGAGAAGGAAAGUAGAAGGGAGGUGGUGGAUACUACCACUGAUUGCGAAAGUGUGAUUGGGGAUAGAAAGAAGAAGGAGGAUAAGAAGAGGGGUGAAGUGGAAAGUGCUACUGAUUGUGAGAGUGUGUUAGAGAGAGGGGAGAAAGAGAGGAAGGAGAAGGAAAGUAGAAGGGAGGUGGUGGAUACUACCACUGAUUGCGAGAGUGUGAUUGGGGAUAGAAAGAAGAAGAAGAGGGGUGAAGUGGAAAGUGCUACUGAUUGUGAGAGUGUGUUAGAGAGAGGGGAGAAAGAGAGAAAGGAGAAGGAAAGUAGAAGGGAGGUGGUGGAUACUACCACUGAUUGCGAGAGUGUGAUUGGGGAUAGAAAGAAGAAGAAGGAGAAGAAGAAGAGGGGUGAAGUGGAAAGUGCUACUGAUUGUGAGAGUGUGUUAGAGGGAGGGGAGAAGGAGAGAAAGGAGAAGGAAAGUAGAAGGGAGGUGGUGGAUACUACCACUGAUUGCGAAAGUGUGAUUGGAGAUAGAAAGAAAAAGAAGAAGAAGAAGAAGAGGGGUGAAGUGGAAAGUGCUACUGAUUGUGAGAGUGUGUUAGAGGGAGGGGAGAAGGAGAAAAAGGAGAAGGAAAGUAGAAGGGAGGUGGUGGAUACUACCACUGAUUGCGAGAGUGUGAUUGGGGAUAGAAAGAAGAAGAAGGAGAAGAAGAAGAGGGGUGAAGUGGAAAUUGCUACUGAUUGUGAGAGUGUGUUAGAGGGAGGGGAGAAGGAGAGAAAGGAGAAGGAAGUAGAAGGGAGGUGGUGGAUACUACCACUGAUUGCGAAAGUGUGAUUGGAGAUAGAAAGAAAAAGAAGAAGAAGAAGAGGGGUGAAGUGGAAAGUGCUACUGAUUGUGAGAGUGUGUUAGAGGGAGGGGAGAAGGAGAAAAAGGAGAAGGAAGUAGAAGGGAGGUGGUGGA